Messenger RNA from Vidua macroura (Pin-tailed whydah), 3164 nucleotides. It is a transcript of the gene WDR20, whose product is annotated as WD repeat domain 20. The coding region runs from base 59 to 1813 and encodes 584 amino acids. Gene Ontology annotation, molecular function: protein binding. The transcript has 4 exons. The record is from RefSeq and is a predicted model, not a curated record. NCBI's taxonomy places the organism in Eukaryota, Metazoa, Chordata, Aves, Passeriformes, Viduidae.
CGGCUGCGCAGUGUCGGCACAUCCGGGCACUGGGGCAGGAUGAGCGCUCCUUUCCAAGAUGGCGGCGGAGGGAGGUGGGAAGGAGAUGAACGAGAUUAAGACCCAGUUCACCACCCGGGAGGGGCUGUACAAGCUGCUGAGCCACUCGGAGUACAGCCGGCCUAACCGCGUGCCCUUCAACUCGCAGGGCUCCAACCCCGUCCGCGUCUCCUUCGUCAACGUCAACGACCAGAGCGGCAACGGGGACCGGCUCUGCUUCAAUGUGGGCCGGGAGCUCUACUUCUACAUCUACAAGGGGGUCCGCAAGGCUGCGGACUUGAGUAAACCAAUAGACAAAAGGAUAUACAAAGGAACACAGCCUACAUGCCAUGACUUCAAUCACUUAACAGCCACAGCAGAAAGUGUGUCUCUUCUAGUGGGCUUCUCUGCAGGCCAGGUCCAACUUAUAGACCCUAUUAAAAAAGAAACUAGCAAAUUAUUUAAUGAGGAAAGACUAAUAGACAAGUCCCGAGUAACCUGUGUAAAAUGGGUACCAGGUUCGGAAAGCCUUUUCCUAGUAGCUCAUUCCAGUGGCAAUAUGUACUUGUAUAACGUGGAGCACACUUGUGGUACCACAGCCCCGCACUACCAGCUACUUAAACAAGGAGAGAGUUUUGCAGUGCAUACUUGCAAGAGUAAAUCCACAAGAAACCCUCUGCUUAAAUGGACAGUAGGUGAGGGUGCCCUGAAUGAAUUUGCCUUUUCCCCCGAUGGGAAGUUCUUGGCAUGUGUGAGCCAGGAUGGUUUUCUUCGCGUGUUUAACUUUGAUUCUGUGGAAUUGCAUGGUACAAUGAAAAGCUACUUUGGAGGACUGCUGUGUGUGUGUUGGAGCCCUGAUGGGAAAUACAUAGUGACAGGAGGAGAGGAUGACUUGGUAACAGUUUGGUCCUUCGUGGACUGUCGAGUUAUAGCGAGAGGCCACGGACACAAAUCAUGGGUCAGUGUCGUUGCGUUUGAUCCGUAUACCACUAGCGUAGAAGAGAGUGACCCGAUGGAAUUUAGCGGAAGUGAUGAGGAUUUCCAAGACCUUCAUUUUGGCAGAGAUCGAGCAAAUAGCACGCAAUCUAGACUAUCCAAAAGGAACUCUACAGACAGUCGUCCAGUAAGUGUUACGUAUAGAUUUGGUUCAGUAGGCCAGGACACACAGCUCUGUUUGUGGGAUCUUACAGAAGAUAUCCUCUUCCCCCACCAACCUCUCUCAAGAGCAAGGACACAUACAAAUGUCAUGAAUGCCACAAGUCCACCUGCAGGAAGUAGUGGAACUAACCCAGGAAGUAAUGGAAACAGUAUCACAACACCUGGAAACUCUGUACCCCCUCCUCUUCCACGGUCAAACAGCCUUCCACACUCUGCAGUCUCAAAUGCUGGCAGUAAAAGCAGUGUCAUGGAUGGUGCCAUUGCUUCUGGCGUUAGUAAAUUUGCAACCUUAUCGCUACACGAUCGGAAGGAAAGACACCAUGAGAAAGAUCACAAGAGAAACCAUAGCAUGGGACAUAUAUCUAGCAAGAGCAGUGACAAACUGAACCUAGUUACUAAAACCAAAACGGACCCAGCUAAAACUUUGGGAACACCUCUCUGUCCCCGAAUGGAAGAUGUUCCCUUGUUAGAGCCUCUUAUCUGUAAAAAGAUAGCACAUGAAAGACUGACUGUGUUAAUUUUUCUUGAAGACUGUAUAGUCACUGCUUGUCAGGAGGGAUUUAUUUGCACAUGGGCAAGGCCUGGUAAAGUGGCCCUGAUGGGAAACCUUAAUAGGAUUACAGAACAGUUGGAUUAAUCUGAAAAUAUAGAAACAGAAUUUGGAAGGAACAAAAGUAAACUUUAUUGUGCUAUCUUUAUAGCUACGUCAAACUGAAUUACAGGAUCUGCAGAAGCAAUUUAAAAAACCCCAGCAAAAGCAACCCACAAAACCCCAAAGUGGUACUUGGAUAUGCAAAAUAAGUUUUCUGUGAACUCAGUGGUCAGAGUAACUACUUAUGUGAUUUCUGUGUUGGACUUCAGAACUGACUGUCUGUACAGCAAAUCCAUUUUAAGUGAAUGAAAGUUGCUGGUGAGUUCCCUGUGUCAGAAAGCUCAAGGUAAGAUUGGCCAGAAGCACCCCCAGGUGAAAUGGCAGUGUAUAACCUAGCAAGAGAAACAUCCUACCACUUUGUAAAACAAAUGCACGUGGAAUUUAUUUAUUUGACUUAUUGUACAGGAAAACUUAGACUUAAAUUAUAACAUCCUUGAAUUUUCUAGUUAACUACAAUUGUAGUACAGUAUCAUGUUUUAGUAUGACUUCUGUUUUAGUGAAAGUACUUAAACAUUCAUGUACUAUAUUUGAGUGAGACGAGCAGCUAUACAUACUAAUUCUUCCUCAGUGGAAAGGAGCAUUUCAUCAUUACAAUUGAAGUUCAAUUGCUGGUAUUUAAGUACUAUCAAAUAGAUUUCUUUCAACGUGAUACGGUAUCUGUAUAAACUUCAGGGAUGAUUAUAGUUAAACUGAAACACAGCUAUACAACUUCAGGUUACCAUGCUAAAAUUUGAAUCUUUCUGUAAUGUGCACAAUAGCAAAGUUGCACAUGGCAUACCCACAUUAUCAGGGUGAAUUAAAACUAGAGUACACUGGUGUGAUAUUUAUAGCAAGGUAUGUGUGUGUGUGCGUGUGUGAGGAGGUGUGACAAGUGGCUCCAGAAAAGCCAGGAGAGAUCAUAACCCUGUGAAGGCUUUAUGAUGAGGAUGUCUGGAUUAGGAAAUAACAUGACUUUUACUAAACACUUUCUAGAAAACCCAUGUUCUGCAUUAUCACCUCUUAAAAUUUGAGUAUGUACUUGGAAUGACUGUAUAUGUCUGCCCCUUUAACAAUAUAAAAAUACUAAAUUAAUAUUUAAAAUGCUGGCCUGCUUAUGUUACAAUAAUAAAAUUUGUGUCAGUUAAUUUACUGUCAAUUUACAUGUAAAGAUUAAACUAUUUUUUCUGCAUUUUAUGAUUCUGUAUACUGGAGUUUGUUAAAGAUUGACAUGUUAGGUGAUACUGUACAAAAUUGUAUUGACUACCUUUAGUGAAAAUCAAAAGUAAAAUUCAUAUGUAUUUCCUUUUUACACUUCCAUCUAAUUUCUUGACAACUUGAAUAAAUUUCAUAGAGCCUU